AUGGCGGAGGCGGGCGCGGGGAGCCCGCACGGCGGGGACGCGGCGCCGCCGGGGCCGCCCGAGGAGCAGGAGCUGAGCCGGCGCCUCCGCCGCCUCUACCCCGCCGUCAACCAGGACGAGACGCCGCUGCCGCGCUCCUGGAGCCCCAAGGACAAGUACAACUACAUCGGCCUCUCGCAAGGCAACCUGCGCGUCCACUACAAAGGUCACGGUAAAAAUCACAAAGAUGCUGCCUCGGUCAGGGCCACUCACCCCAUCCCUGCAGCCUGUGGCAUUUAUUACUUUGAAGUGAAGAUCGUCAGUAAAGGUAGAGAUGGGUACAUGGGAAUAGGACUUUCUGCUCAAGGAGUCAACAUGAACAGGCUUCCUGGAUGGGAUAAACAUUCUUAUGGGUACCAUGGAGAUGAUGGGCACUCCUUCUGUUCCUCGGGGACAGGGCAGCCCUACGGCCCCACGUUCACCACUGGAGAUGUCAUUGGCUGCUGUGUCAACCUCAUCAACAACACCUGCUUCUACACAAAAAAUGGCCACAGUUUAGGUAUAGCCUUUACAGACCUCCCUUCAAACCUCUACCCUACAGUGGGUCUCCAGACUCCAGGGGAGAUCGUGGAUGCCAACUUUGGGCAGCAGCCCUUUGUGUUUGACAUUGAGGAUUACAUGAGGGAGUGGAGGGCGAAGAUCCAGAGCACCAUUAAGCGGUUUCCCAUAGGAGACAGGCUGGGAGAGUGGCAAGCCAUGCUGCAGAAUAUGGUUUCAUCAUAUUUGGUCCAUCAUGGGUACUGUUCAACAGCAACUGCCUUUGCCAGAGUCACAGACACCACAAUCCAGGAAGAACAGACCUCAAUAAAGAAUAGACAAAGAAUACAGAAGCUAGUAUUAGCAGGCAGAGUGGGAGAGGCUAUAGAAGCCACCCAGCAGCUCUAUCCUGGCCUCCUAGAACAUAACCCCAACCUGCUCUUCAUGUUAAAGUGCCGGCAGUUCGUGGAGAUGGUGAACGGCACGGACAGCGAGGUGCGCUGCUUCAGCGCCCGCAGCCCCCGCUCCCAGGACAGCUACCCCGGCUCCCCCAGCCUGAGCCCCAGGCAUGGAUCCACCAACUCACACCUUCACAGUACUGGAGCAGAUAGUCCAACCUGUAGCAAUGGAGUCAUGUCCACAAAAAGCAAACAGAGUCACAGUAAAUACCCAACACUGAGUUCAUCAUCUUCAUCUUCCUCCUCCUCUUCCCCUUCAUCUGUGAACUACUCGGAGUCCAAUUCCACAGAUUCUACCAAAUCUCAGCAGCACAGUAGUACGAGUAACCAAGAAACCAGUGACAGCGAAAUGGAAAUGGAGGCUGAGCAUUACCCCAACGGAGUCCUGGAGAAUUCAUCCACCAGGAUAAUGAAUGGCACCUACAAACAUGAGGAGAUCCUGCAGACAGAUGAGUCCAGCAUGGAAGACAGCUGCCCCCAGAGGCAGCUCUGUGGAGGGAACCACGCUGCCACAGAGAGAAUGAUCCAGUUCGGGCGGGAGCUGCAGAUCCUGAGUGAGCAGCUUUGCAGAGAGUAUGGGAAGAACACCAUGCACAAAAAGAUGCUUCAGGAUGCCUUUAGCUUGUUAGCUUACUCAGACCCUUGGAACUGCCCUGUUGGCCAACAGCUGGACCCCAUCCAGAGGGAACCUGUGUGUGCUGCUCUCAAUAGUGCUAUUUUGGAAUCUCAGAACCUGCCAAAGCAGCCCCCGCUGAUGCUGGCCCUGGGCCAGGCCUCGGAGUGCCUGCGGCUGAUGGCGCGCGUGGGGCUGGGCUCCUGCUCCUUCGCCAGAGUGGACGAUUAUUUGCACUGACAGGAGCUGCCGUGGAGUGCUGCCCUUCACCCUCUGCUGCUGCCACUCUGCACCACCGCCUCCUCCCUGCCACAAGCCCCUGUAGCACACACACACACACACACACUGCCCGUGCCAGGACGGAGUGAGUCCCUCACUGUGUGGCUGUUGUGACCCCGGGGAGCCUGGCGGGGCUGAGCCAUCUCCCUGCGCUCAGUAUUUCGCUGGUUAUUCUAAUGUAGCACCUUCUGAUGUAGGGAUUUUUUUCUCUUUUUUGUUUUUGAUUUGAGUUGUUUCUCAUGGUUCCACCGAUGUUUUAUCUGGAGAGUUUUGCUGAGCUGGUUUAUGCUGAUUUACUGAGGAAGUUCAUCAAGUUGGUGACAGCUUGUUCUUUUCUUCCCUUCUCCCUCCAUCGUGCACAUACAGCAUCAUCCAUGCUAGUAAUCAGAACUCUUCUCACAGUGGCAGUUCAGAGGGAAUUUUUUUUUUAUUUUAUUUGAAUCAUGUUUAUUAAAAAGGUCUCUUCCACCUCCACAAGGUCAUUGAUGUAUUUAUUGCCCACAGACUCGGUCCCAGCCACACUCACCAUACAGCCCCUCAGGUGAGGUAGGUCCUGUCACACACUAAUGAUGAAACCUGGUCCUUCAUGGUGCCUCUUUUCAGAGCCCAAGGCUCUCAAUCUUGGCUUUGUGAGUGGGAAGAGUAGAAGAUUAACAUUGCCUGUGUUGGUGAUUGUGCUGUAGAAGCAUCUCACAGCCCUAAGAAGGAGUUAAAUCCAGCUCUCUGAACAGCUGGAGGGACAGGGAUGAUGAAUAUGAAGUCAUCUGCCACUGUGUGGUAGAACCAGGUCAUGUGAGUCCACCAGAAACAUCCGUGGGCAUGCCCUGGUGUGUUGACACUUUUUAAUUAAAUAACAAAUCCCACAUUUUUCUCUAUGGAGGAGGGCUCUGCCACUAACUCAGUAAUAACAGUAUUUCCUGCCCUCUGCCAUCUCUGUAACACUGAUCUAAAUGAGCACUUCUAAAUUUUGGAAGUGUCUGGAGAAACCUUGCCUAGCUGUGCUUGUCCUUGCAGGUGGGACAAGCUGAGGUCAGGUGGCAGGUUGGGGUCAGUACCAACUCUGUGGGGCCUGAGCCAUUCAGAAAGGAGCAGCAGUGUUUGUUUAGGGAUUAUUAAGAUAAUUAUUGAAGUUCCAGUCCCAAAAGAGACCAGCAAAGAUCUGUGGGUGAGUAACCUCUGAGUAAAAUGGACUGAUGUGUCCAUGCUGUGUGCCAGGCCCAUGGACUUGAGUGCUGAUAAGCAUUCAGACCACCUGGGAGUGUUUCUGAGCUUCUGUUACCUGGCCAGGCUGCCUGGCAGCACCGUGUGCUUUCCAUCCUCUGCUGUACCAUUAGGACAUGGCAGGUUCAGCUGGCAGUUUCUGCACCAAAUUAAUUUUAGGUCAAUAACUCUGGGGAGGACUCAAGGGAGCUCAAACCAAACAUGAAUUUUACUGCUGUUCAUGAAUUUUUUGGAAGGUCAAUGAAAGAUGAACAGGU
This is a messenger RNA of Melozone crissalis (California towhee), 3344 nucleotides long. RefSeq names its product RAN binding protein 10 (gene RANBP10). Gene Ontology annotation, biological process: cytoskeleton organization; cell surface receptor signaling pathway. Lineage: Eukaryota; Metazoa; Chordata; Aves; Passeriformes; Passerellidae. Bases 1 to 1827 code for a protein of 608 amino acids. Gene Ontology annotation, molecular function: protein binding. The record is from RefSeq and is a predicted model, not a curated record. Gene Ontology annotation, cellular component: cytoplasm. The transcript is spliced from 14 exons.